UGGGGCAUGAACCGUGGCAGAGCGGAAGGAGAAGUUAAGGACUGAGCUGCUCUGCCGAAUGGGGUUUGAGGCAAAACCCACAGAAGACUUAAUGCCUGUUCAUUUCGUUGCACAAAGUCAUUCUGGCUUUUUCUCCUGUCCCCUUCCUGCAGCUCGCCUCUUUUUAUUUAUCUCUUACGUUCCAUUCUGGUAGAGACCCUGAUCCAACUCUGAAGAACUGAAGGGCAGAAGGGAUGCUUUUUCUAUCUCUGACAUAUUCAAGGAAAGAAGACUUUGCCUGCCAUGUUUGGAACUGGGAAAUCAUUUGGGGUUCUCUUCCUAAUCCUACAUCUGAGCAUCUGUAGCAUCGAUGGAGAAGAGUCAUGUGAAAUUCAACUUUAUGUUAAGAGACAUUUAAUACAUGUCACAGCAGGACAUCAGUUUAGAAUGGAAUGCCCUGUGAAGUACUGUGUUAGCAGACCUAAUGUGAGUUGGUGCAAGUUCAAUGGCAGUGACUGUUUACCCUUUGGGAGUAAAGUUUCGUCAUACACAAGUUGGGAAGAAAAGAAGAAUAUUUCCAUUUUCAGCCUUCAUUUUCACUCAGUGCUUCCUACAGACAAUGGGUCAUACCGUUGUUAUGUGAAUUUUUCUUCUCAGUUGAUUACAAGCCACUCAAUAGUCAUAAAUGUUACAGAGCAGUCUCAAAAUAAUUCAGAACGACCUCUAAUUACAUUGACUAACAUUGCAGAUGUAACCAAUACUUCCGGACCCCCCUCCAUAGAAGAGAUGGCACUCAGGGGAUGGCUGCUUCACAGUUUGCUUCCUGUGGGGGCACUGCCACUACUCAUCAUUGCCUGUCUCUGCCUGAUCUGUGGCCUGAAAAGGAACCAAGGGAAACAAAAGAAGACUUCAGAUUCAACAGGCAGGGAAAUUAACCUGGCUGAUGUUCCCCAGCCCCUUAGCAUCGAGCAAACUGAAAUGAGCACCAGGCAAAAUUCCAAAACACUGCCAUCAGAAAGUGCAAUUUAUAAUAAUGAUCCCUUGUUCAGGCUAUCAGAAGAGCUUGAAGCUAAUACUAACCGAGGACUGGAGGAAAACAAACACUGCAUUGUUUAUGCUUCCCUGAACCAUUCCAUCAUUGGAAGGAACACAAGACAGACACGAGAUGUGCAAGAAGCACCAACAGAAUACGCAUCCAUAUGCGUGAGGAAUUAACUCUGUUCCUGACACCCAUCAGUGAUUGCUGACUGCCCAGCAAAUCGUCGUCAUUGUCUGACCUCAGCAAGAUGUCAACAGUCCUUAAUGUGUGGACUUCGGUGGUUCAUGGUGGUGGCUUGGGGCUUCCGUGUUCAUAUGGAGUAAAAUCUCUCCUGAAAAUUUCAUUGGGAGACAUUUAACAAAAAAUCUUCUCUCUGGAACUGUUUCAUAGCAUGACUAGAAGAGGAACAUUAACAUUUAAACUUAAUCAAAUUUUUACUGAACAUGAACACUUACUAUUCCCUUUGGUUUUUAUCUCAGACUUAUAGCAAAGAGGGGUUUGUGCUAUCUAGAACAACUCACUACAAAAAAGUCUCAAUUUGACUAAUUGUCAUACAGAAAUGAUUGUUAUUUUAUAAUAAGAAUCUCCCCAUCAGUCUUUAGCUGUUGUUUCUUAUAUACAAGCUGUUGUUUCUUAUAUAUUUGAGCUGUGGCUCAAGUGGUAGAGUGCUCGCCUUGAGCUGAAGAGCACAGGGACAGCGCCCAAGCCCCACGACCGACAAAAAAGAAAAGAAAAUAAAAGAAAGAACUUUAGACUAGAUAUAGGGAAAAAGUGGAAAGAGUAGCUGGUGGAAUAUAGAAUUUACUAAUUGGAUAUGGGGAAAAGUUUUCUCCAUACCUGGAAAAUGUGAUCAUUUUUUCCCUUGUUAGAUUGAGGAGUAAAUUAGAUCUUAAUGGAGAAAUCAGUGUACAAUCUACUUAUGAGCAGAGUAAGGGAAUAUGACAUAAUGUUUCUGGAUUGAAACACGUACAGGAUCUGAAUAAAUAUAAAACCACUGAAACUAGGCAAGUGCAGACUGAACUUAUCAGCUGCCUAUGGUUUUACCUGAUAGCAAAUGAAAAGAGCAAGUAAGGACAUGGAGGAGAGGCCAGGAGUUGUUGACAGUCAAUAGGGGGCAACAUACGUUCAUUAGCUUCUGUACAGUGCUGCUGUUCUUAUGAAGGAAUUCCGAGAAACCAUAAGGUUUGCAGUCUAUAUUCACUCUUUUUAAAAUGCUUAUGUUGCAGCUACUUUAGAGGAGGAAAGUUAAGAUUUUCAUAUUUUCUGAAUUUACAGAGUACUUGAGUCUAAUUAUUUCAGAAAUAUCCUAUAACUUUAUUCAGCAGCUGGAAGCUAACUUCUCAGAAGCUGCUACUAAACAAAUAAUGCAAUAAUUCCUCAUACAAAGCAAAAGUUAGAACCUGCUUGAACACACAUAAGAGCUGCUGAACAAAUGAAUGUGGUCCCUGUAUGUGCAUGAAUGCAUGUAGGUAUGUAUGCACACUUGUAUGUUAGUGGAUAGCAAUAAGAAGGAAUUUACAGAAAUUGGGACAAGAAAAAAUUUAUCGAAUUGAUAUUCUUUUUUCAGUUUGCUUAUGAAAUGCAAAAUACUACAGUAGAUGAGACAAAGAAAAUUUGUGCCAGGCACCAGUGACUCAUGCCUAUAUUUCUAGCUACUGAGGAGGCUGAAAAUUGAGGAUCCUGGUUCAUAGACAGUGAAGGCAGAUAAAACCAAGAGGCUCUUAUCUCCAUUUUUUUGCUGGUUAGCAAAAAGCAGGAAGUAGAGUUGUAUCUCAAGUAGUAGAGCAUCAUCCCUUAGCAAGAAAGCUGAGUGAGAAUGCAAGACUCUGUAUGCAAGCCCCAGUAUCAUCAGUAAAAUGUAAAAGAAUGUGUGAAAUGAAAAUGGGAAUGUGAACAGAGAACACAGCCACAAAAAUACGAAAAUAGAGUUUUGUUAUGCAGAUUUUCCUCCAUAAUACUCAGAUUACCUUUAGUUCCUAGGAUUUAAGGCUGCAGAUAUUAUUUCUGAGUCACUGUUAGGGAUCCAGUUCAAUAUCAUAACACCUAGAAUUUUAACCAACCAAUUCAAUUCUAAAUUAGUUCUUUCAGUCAGGCUGCUUUUGUGGACAAUUUAUGCAAAAAGGACGCUAGAAUAGCUGCUUGUUUUCUUCUUAAAAAUAGAAACAGGAAAUAUGGGAGGAUGUGGACAGCUCUUAUCAGAUUAAACAUACAAAGCUCAACAAUUCUUUCAAAAUGGUCUCCAUUUUAAAAAAAACACGUAAUUUCUAUCUACUGUGAUUAAAAUAAUCUUAAUGUAGCUCACAAUAAAGGAUAAUGUUAUGAUUUCACUUAGAAAUAAUUUAUGCUGAUAUUUGUACCAUGCUUGUCAAAAAUCACAACUCAUUUAUACUUUUUGUCUCUAUUAAUAAAGUGUACCAGAUAUGUA
Molecule: messenger RNA, 3443 nt
Organism: Dipodomys spectabilis (banner-tailed kangaroo rat)
Lineage: Eukaryota; Metazoa; Chordata; Mammalia; Rodentia; Heteromyidae
Gene: Btla
Product: B and T lymphocyte associated
Exons: 6
Coding region: 283-1194 (303 amino acids)
Biological process (GO): immune response-regulating cell surface receptor signaling pathway
Cellular component (GO): plasma membrane
Molecular function (GO): signaling receptor activity
Source: RefSeq, a predicted model, not a curated record